CUGGAGCCGGAGCGCUGAGGGAGCCGCCGCUGUCCGUCAGCACACAGACACUCCAUUCAGCCGCUCGGACAUCAGAGAAGAAAGAGGACGAAGAGAAAAGUGAAAGAUUCCCAUCUGUCGACGCCUUAAAUAUCGCGACUUUAGUUCGUUUUCCGGUACAACAGUACAACGUCGGCGCAGUUUAGCCUGUGAUUCAGUUUAUUUUCUUGUUACUUACCGGCUGUUUACUUGUUUUUUCCUUUAAUAGCUAGUUUGAAAAAGCGGAGCGACCACUUUACCGGAGAGUCAACAGCGUGGAGAUGUCCUUUCUAUAGCUUAUCCAUUUUUCACGGAUGGUGUCUGAGCUGAAGUCAAGCUGGUUGUGAAGGUGUUUGACCUGCUCCCCUCGCCCCCAGACGGAGUGACCAUGGCUGCGGGUGUAGCGGCCUGGCUUCCCUUCGCCCGGGCAGCGGCCAUCGGCUGGAUGCCCGUGGCCAACCUGCCCAUGCCUGUGGCGCCAACCGACAAGAACAAGUGCCAGGAUGAACUCAUCAUCCUUAAUGUCAGUGGCCGGCGCUUCCAGACCUGGAGGAACACCCUGGACCGCUAUCCUGACACCCUUCUGGGCAGCUCUGAGAAAGAGUUCUUCUUCAACGAAGAGACACGAGAGUACUUCUUUGACCGUGACCCGGAUGUGUUCCGGAGCAUCCUGAACUUCUACCGUACGGGCAAGCUGCACUUCCCACGCUAUGAGUGCAUCACGGCUUAUGACGAGGAGCUGGCCUUCUUUGGGAUCAUACCUGAGAUCAUCAGCGACUGCUGCUAUGAAGAGUACAAGGACCGUAAGCGGGAGAACGCUGAGCGCCUAAUGGAUGAUCUGGAGGACAGCAAGGACAGCAAGUUGCCCAACAUGACCUUCCGUGAGACCAUGUGGCGGGCCUUUGAGAACCCACACACCAGCACUAUGGCUCUUGUGUUCUACUACGUCACUGGCUUCUUCAUCGCAGUGUCAGUCAUCACCAACGUGGUGGAGACAGUCCCGUGUGGCUCCAUGCCCAACCAGCGGGACAUCCCAUGCGGUGAGCGCUACACAGUGGCCUUCUUCUGCAUGGACACGGCGUGCGUCAUGAUCUUCACUGUGGAGUACCUGCUACGCCUGUUUGCUGCGCCCAGCCGGUACCGCUUUAUGCGGAGCGUGAUGAGCAUCAUCGACGUGGUGGCCAUUCUGCCCUACUACAUUGGCCUUGUCAUGACCAACAACGAGGAUGUGAGCGGAGCCUUCGUCACACUACGUGUCUUCCGCGUCUUUCGCAUCUUCAAGUUCUCACGCCACUCGCAGGGCCUGCGCAUCCUGGGCUACACGCUGAAGAGCUGCGCCUCCGAGCUCGGCUUCCUCCUCUUCUCCCUCACCAUGGCCAUCAUCAUUUUCGCCACCGUCAUGUUCUACGCUGAGAAAGGCUCCACCUCCAGCAAGUUCACCAGCAUCCCAGCCUCUUUCUGGUACACCAUAGUCACCAUGACAACCCUGGGGUACGGAGACAUGGUCCCUAAGACAAUAGCAGGGAAGAUCUUUGGCUCUAUCUGCUCUCUGAGCGGCGUGCUGGUGAUCGCUCUGCCUGUUCCUGUCAUCGUCUCCAACUUCAGCCGCAUUUACCACCAGAACCAAAGAGCAGACAAGCGGCGUGCGCAGAAGGUGCAGAAAGCUCGACUGGCCAGAAUGCGAAUCUCUAAGACAGGCAGCUCCAACGCCUUCCUGCACAGCAAACGCAAUGGCAUGCUGAACCAAGCCCUGGAGCUAACGCAACUACCUUACAGGAUGAAACUCUCAGAUCAGGGCUCCACAGGUGAAGAGCGGCAUCUGAAUAAAACGACUUCACUAAUAGAGAGCCAACACCACCACCUACUGCACUGCCUGGAGAAAACCACGAACCAUGAGUUUGUGGAUGAGCAGCUGUUCGAGCAGAGUUAUCUGGAGAGUGGUCUGCAGAGUUUUCCCUCACGGAGCCCCUCUCUCUCCAGCCGAGAGGGCAUCACAGGGACCUGCUGCUCGCGAAGAGCAAAGAAGAGCAGUCAGCCCCCUAAUGCAGCACACACACACUCUCACACACACCCACACAAACACAACCUGCAGGAGCUCAGCGCAAUACAUAUCCAGUGCGGAGAGCAGCAGACCCUCAACACCAGUCGUUCCAGUCUCAACAUGAUGCCAGAUGAAUCGGCAGGUCUGAACUGUAAGAGCAGCAGUCAAGUUACCACGGCGAUCAUCAGCAUCCCCACCCCACCUACUAACAACUCCCCCAGCAGCCCCGAGGCCCCCUCCAACCCUCCCUCCAACUCCAGUGCUGGUGUGGUGAAGGUCUCGGCGCUGUGAUGGACAAGGCCAGAGAACCAAUCGAAAGGCAGAACAGAGAAAGGGGAGGAGCACUCAGGAUGAGAAAACUGUGGAGUAGCCUGCCCCCUAGUGGCAGAAAGACAGCACUGACUCUGACUCAGACUGAACAACCAACAACAAAGUGGGGUGAAUGAGAACGGUGGAAGAAAGCAUGUGUCUGUUUGUGUGAGAGAGAGAUUAUGAGAGCAGAAGAGCCAUAAGAAUCAAUCCAUCUCGAGGUUGAUUAGAUGAGGAUGUCAAGAGUUACUCUGCAUCAAGCACUUUUUCUUUUGUUUUGUUAUUGUCUUGUAUUGUGUCUUAUUCUCCUUUUUUAAACCAGUGCAGGUUGCUUGUUAGGCUGCUUUCACAAGGACAUUCUGGUAUCUGUGGAUUCUUCACGGGAGAAAGUAAAAAGAUAAGGUCCACAGUGAGCUGGCCUUGUAGAUCUUGGUUUUGUUCAGUGCUGGCAUUAGCAUCCAUCUCAAGUGAUCUGAUCACAAAUGGACAGUGGCUGUUUGCUCCUGGUGUUUCUUUGGGUCUUGAAUGCAUCUCCAUUCACCACUUAAGACCAGGUUUCAUGACAGGAGGAAGGGUGUCAUGCACAUUUAGUACGUCUGUCUCUCGCUGCAUUUAUCAGACAAAAAAUAUCUGAGAACCAUGAACCAUGAGAAAUUCUGCUAAACAGUCUGCUAAAAUCCUGUGAAAUGGUUCACCUCUGUAUGUACUGCCAAGUGUUCAGUGCCAUCCAAACAGACUUGGAAACAGUCUUCUCAACAUACUGUAAACUCCAGCCUUUCUACUUAACCUCUCUAACCAAUUCAACCAUUUGGACUAAUUGAGCUGAUUAGCGAUGUUAAUCUACAAACAGUAUUAGC
Messenger RNA from Colossoma macropomum (tambaqui), 3225 nucleotides. It is a transcript of the gene kcnd3, whose product is annotated as potassium voltage-gated channel, Shal-related subfamily, member 3. Gene Ontology annotation, molecular function: A-type (transient outward) potassium channel activity; protein binding. NCBI's taxonomy places the organism in Eukaryota, Metazoa, Chordata, Actinopteri, Characiformes, Serrasalmidae. Gene Ontology annotation, biological process: protein homooligomerization; potassium ion export across plasma membrane. The record is from RefSeq and is a predicted model, not a curated record. Gene Ontology annotation, cellular component: membrane; neuronal cell body; voltage-gated potassium channel complex.